Messenger RNA from Durio zibethinus, 1140 nucleotides. Its product is annotated as CASP-like protein 1E1. Lineage: Eukaryota; Viridiplantae; Streptophyta; Magnoliopsida; Malvales; Malvaceae. The record is from RefSeq and is a predicted model, not a curated record.
GUAUUCAUAAUUUCAUAUUCUUAUCCUCUAAUUUGAGCUUAGCACCAACGAAACAUAUUUUUUGAUAAAAUAAAAAUCUUCCAAUCAAAUUUUAAAUAGACCUUAGACAAGCAAAAAAAAUACAAAAACAAAAACAAAUAUUAAUGGAACAGAACCUAAAUUCACUACAAUUACUUUCCAAGAUCAAGUUUGGUCUCAUCUGCUGCGUCCACAUUUGUCCACCGCCUUGCAAUAAAUGUCAAGGUUUGUAGUUUCCCUUACCUUUAGGACAGUGCAAAGAAAUUGUUGGCUCAUUUCUCACCUACUUUUUUUUUUCUGUUUAUUUAAACCAAUUCUCUCUUCUCAUAAGUAUCAUAAAGUCUCUUUUUCUUUCUUUCUUUCCAGAGAAAACAGGUAAAAUUCUUGCAAAAAUGGAGAGCCAAAGCGAUAAUAGGGUCAGUACUGUUGAUGAAAGAGGGAGCAAGGGGUCAAGAACAGUGAGUAUAUGUGAGUUGAUUCUGAGGGUUUUGGCACUGCUGCUAACACUUGCAGCUGCCAUAGUUCUAGGGUUGGGUAAGCAGACUAAGGUUGUUCCAAUUCAGAUCACUCCAACCUCGCCUCUUAUCAAUGUUGCAGUCCACGCUAAGUGGCAUUACCUGUCUGCCUUUGUGUACUCCAUGGUGUCAAAUAUAAUAGCAAGUUUGUAUGCUGCAAUUUCUAUACUCAUUUUGUUGGGAACCCGAUAUGGAAAGAGAGAAUUGAGCCAAAUCAUCAUUGUCCUCGACCUAUUGAUGGUGGCGUUGUUAUUUUCUGCCAAUGGAGCUGCCAUGGCCAUUGGUCUCAUGGGCUACAAAGGGAACUCCCACGUUCAAUGGAACAAAGUUUGCAAUGUUUUCGAAAGAUUCUGUCAUCAAGUUGCGAUUUCCAUUGUGCUCUCUUUAGUUGGUUCCCUAGUUUUCAUGGCUUUGGUAGCCCUCGCUGCUCUCACCCUCCAUAAGAGUUUUGCAACUAGAAAUUGAAUAUAUGAGUUAAUGCUUUAUGUAGAAAAAUUAAAAUAGGAUUUGUUAUUUUAUUCAUUAGUGUUAUAUGAAUUUUCUUUAAACUUAUUUUCGUCGUAUUCAUGAGAUCGAAAUUUAAUAAGUUACAUUAUAAUAAAACGAA